Messenger RNA from Cylicostephanus goldi, 534 nucleotides. The record is from the annotation of a GenBank genome assembly. Lineage: Eukaryota; Metazoa; Nematoda; Chromadorea; Rhabditida; Strongylidae.
AUGGAUCGUUUGUGUAUUUCGUCUAAUGCUAUUGUUUUCGAACAGCGUGUUGGAUUUCUCACGGGUCAGGCAGGGCGCAGCGCUCUUGGUAUGAGUGGCCUUCCAACUACAGCUCUGGCGCUUAUUUGGACAUUAUCCGAUGUAAAUAAAGAUGGGAAACUCAAUGUUGACGAGUUCUGCAUAGCAAUGCAUCUGAUCGACAUGUUUAAGGCGGGCUAUGCACUACCUGAUCAGACCCCUCCUGAGUUGGUACAAAUGUGUGGGAUGUCGAGGUCUGCUAACAACAGCCCGCAACUAGAACCUGGUGCGCCACCAGCCCAGAAGAGUCCAGCACCAAAAACUUUCGAAGACAAGCGAAUGGAUAAUUUUGCACGGGGGCAAGCUGAGCUCGAGCGCAGGAGACAAAUACUGAUGGAAGAGGAAAAUCGACGUCGAGCUGAAAUUGAAAAACGCGAAAGGGAAGAAGCCGAGAGGAAAGAAAGGGAACGACUGGAAAAGGAGAGGCAACGAGAAAUCGAGCGACAGGCUGAAUUA